AUGUUAAGUGACUUAGACUUAGAAAUUUAAUCAAAUUUUGUUUCAUUAUAUCAAAAUUAUGAAAGGCUAAGUAUAUUGGAUAUAAAAACUAAAGCAGAUAUUGAAAAAGCAACAUAAACUCCUCCAAGUUAAAUAAUUUAAUUAGAUCCUCCACUGGAUUAACAGAUUGGUUCAGCUCUAAGACUAAAAUAACGUGAUUUAAAAACAGUUUAAAAAGAAUCAAAAUUUUGUCAUUAAAGAGAUGCCUCUAUAAAUAAAAAUACAAGUUAGUUGAAUAUAUCAAAAGAAUCUAUAGAGAGAAAAGGAAUUUUAAAGAAUAGAGAUUCAUUUCAUAGUUCAAGUUCUGAUGAAAAAAUAAAUACCAAGCAUGUGAAAUUUAGUACUGAAUCUUGUAAAUUUGUACAUAUGGUAUUAAAAUGA
Paramecium sonneborni is the source of this 420-nucleotide messenger RNA. NCBI's taxonomy places the organism in Eukaryota, Ciliophora, Oligohymenophorea, Peniculida, Parameciidae. The record is from the annotation of a GenBank genome assembly.